CGAAUAAGGGGAUUCUUCUCUCCAGUCAUGUCUUUCCCACCACAAUACGAACCGCUUCCUACAUCUGAAAAUCACGACGAAGUGCCCAGCUUUGUCGUUAGACCUCGAUAUCAGAAAAAUAGAAAGAGAAAACUAGUACUUCGCACUCUCGGUGUUGCACUAAUCAUGCUGCUUGCCUUCAUGGGAGUUAGGCACUUUGCCAGGUCUUCGAAGCUCGCACAAGGCAUGUGUGGUUCUUGCAAAUGCUCGCAGAGAAACUCGUCAACGAUCUCGAAGCUGCCCUCGCACUAUACACUACCCUCUGGAGAUCAGAUUCCGUCGGUAGCUCUCGGCGUCUGGCAGGCUAGCAAAGGCGAAGUGGGUGCUGCAGUCAAGGCUGCUCUCAAAUCGGGUUACAGACACAUCGAUGAUGCAUGGGCUUAUCAUAAUGAGGAAGAGGUUGGUCAGGCCAUUCGAGAAAGUGCCGUUCCUCGUGAUCAAAUCUGGAUCACAUCAAAGCUUUGGAAUACUUUCCACGCACCGGAAGAUGUCGAAUCGGCCCUCGAUGACUCUCUUACCAAGCUGGGAACUGAUUAUCUUGACUUGUAUUUGAUCCACUGGCCUAUUGCAUUCAAGAAAGACUCUAACAACGUACUAGAGGAAUCUCUUACCUCCGACCCUUACCCUACCUGGCAGAAACUCGAAGAAAUGGUCGAGAAAGGGAAAGUCAGAAACAUUGGUAUUAGCAACUUCAACAUCCCAAGAAUCAAAAAUCUGACGGCCAAUCCUCUGAAGAUUCAACCUGCAGUUAAUCAAGUUGAACUCAAUUUCUGGAACCCACAGCCCGAAUUAUUAAAGUGGUCAAAGGAGAACAAUCUCCUGCUCGAAUCCUACUCACCUUUGGGAAGCAACAAGCAAGUUGGUAACACGCUUUCAAUUCCUGAGGUUAAGGACAUAGCCUGUGAGCUUGGUAUUACCGCUGCCCAAGUUAUCAUUUCUUGGCAUGUUCAAAGAGGCACUAUUGUCCUUCCUAAGAGUGUGACGCCCUCUCGCGUUGAAGAGAACUACCAUAUUUUCGAGCUUCCACAGGACGCGUUCGACACAAUUGAAAGACUUGCCGCCGCUCACCCGCCGAAGAGAGUUGUCAACCCUAGCAAAUCUUGGGGUUUGAACUUUGAUAUAUUUGACGACUAGUAGGCGGUAGGAAACAUUCCCUGUAGGCUAUUUAGCAUUGGCAUAUGUGUUGUAUUGCUUGUAUCUAAGACGACGAUCUUGUAUCCAUUUUAUGCGCUGUUUUGCGUUCAUCUGGUGAAAA
Molecule: messenger RNA, 1294 nt
Organism: Serpula lacrymans var. lacrymans S7.9
Lineage: Eukaryota; Fungi; Basidiomycota; Agaricomycetes; Boletales; Serpulaceae
Exons: 12
Coding region: 28-1173 (381 amino acids)
Cellular component (GO): cytosol
Molecular function (GO): aldose reductase (NADPH) activity
Source: RefSeq, a predicted model, not a curated record